Molecule: messenger RNA, 1041 nt
Organism: Theobroma cacao (cacao)
Lineage: Eukaryota; Viridiplantae; Streptophyta; Magnoliopsida; Malvales; Malvaceae
Source: RefSeq, a predicted model, not a curated record
GUUUAAAGAAUAAAGAGAUAAGAUAAAUCAGCUAAACGCCUCCCCAAACAAUAGACAAAAGGGCAAAAAUGAGGACAGGGAAAGGAGCAACUUUUUCAUCAUUAUCAUCAGUUGUGUUCUGCUUGUUUGCUUUUGUUUAUGUGUCUGAACGGACGGUGCAAGCUCAGUCUUUGCCGCCGGCGAAGUACGAUGGGUUCGUGUAUACCAACCGCCAAGUUGACUCGGACACGAUCAUGAUCGAGGCGUUCUUCGACCCGGUCUGCCCCGAUAGCAGAGACUCAUGGCCCCCUCUCAAGCAAGCUAUUCAACAUUACGGUUCUCGCGUUAUGCUCACGAUUCACCUUCUCCCAUUACCUUACCAUGACUAUGCCUUCGCCACUUCCCGGGCCUUGCACAUUGUAAAUUUGCUCAAUCCUUCUGCUACUUUCACACUGUUGGAGAGCUUCUUCGAGCAUCAGGAGAGGUUUUACAAUGACCAAACACGCAACAUGUCGAGAGUUGCUGUUGUGAAUGAAAUCAUAAAGUUUACAGCAGAAUCAGUUGGAAACUCCUAUUAUUCUGCAAUUGAAUCAGGUUUCAGUGACAGGAAAACUGAUCUUAAAACAAGAGUUUCUUUCAAGUAUAGUGCCUCAAGAGGAGUAUUUGGGACACCUUCUUUCUACAUCAAUGGAUUUGCAUUGCCUGAUCCUGGCUCCGCAAUAGACUAUAAGGGAUGGAGAAGCAUCAUUGAUCCAUUGCUUGUUGCACGGGGCAGAAAGAGUGACAAUUCUCGGCACUUAUUUUUUUGAAGAAGUCCGCAAUAUAUCAGGACACAUUCUUCAGGUGGUAUCCGCUUGAUGUAUGAUAGUGAAUGAACACUGUUCAAGUAAUGUUGGAUGUUCUGUAGUUCAAGUAGCUGCCAAAGACAUAGGAUAUCCUAAAUAAAUGGUUUUUAUUAUCACAUUAUUGGCAGUGAUUUGGGAGUUUCAAAAGUGGAUUUUGUACUAAAACAAUGGCUAAUGAUGUAUAUAAUUCAUAAUGAAAGUAGAUUAUGUGUAUCAA